GCCGGACUACUCAUUCUGCGCACCCAUCUAUUGGCACGUAUCGUGUAGUGGCCAAUUCUUUCCCCUUUUCCUUUCAGAGCACGUUGUCUGUCUAUAGCCGCUGAGCUCUUUGCUGGUUGGGGACCCAGUGACAUCUGUGUGUGCCGCCGCCAUGACUAAGGAGGAGGCCAAAGGUUUUUGCAGUGCGGCCAGCGAGGAGCAGGCUCAGUCCAAGAAAGCUCUCAAGAAACAACAGAAGGAAGCUGAAAAGGCUGCUAAGAAAGCUGAGAAACAGGCCAAAUUGGCAUCUGAACAACAUGCAGAAGAGGAAGAGGAUUUUGCUGAAGAGAGAUAUGGCGUCCCUUCAAUGAUCCAGUCUCAAGACAAACCAGAUCGGGUGCUAGUGCGGGUGAAGGACCUCACUGUACAGAUAGCCGAUGAAACAGUCUGGGUCCGUGCCAGGGUUCACACAAGCAGGGCAAAAGGAAAGCAGUGUUUCUUGGUUCUGCGUCAGCAGCAGUUCAAUGUGCAAGCUCUGGUGGCGGUUGGAGAGCGCGCAAGCAAGCAGAUGGUGAAAUUUGCUGCCAACAUCACAAAAGAGAGCAUUGUUGACGUGGAAGGAGUCGUGCGCAAGGUAGAUCAGAAGAUCGAGAGCUGUACCCAGCAAGAUGUGGAGCUUCAUAUUGAGAGAAUCUAUGUGAUCAGUGCCGCUGAGCCUCGCUUGCCCCUCCAGCUUGAAGAUGCCGUGCGCCCUGAAACGGAAGGAGAAGAGGAAGGAAGAGCGACUGUAAACCAGGAUACCAGACUGGACAAUAGAGUCAUUGAUUUAAGAACUUCCACCAGCCACUCCGUGUUCGGUCUCCAGUCUGGGAUCUGUCAGCUCUUCAGAGAGACCCUUACUAAGAAAGGCUUUGUGGAGAUCCAGACCCCAAAAAUCAUCUCUGCUGCCAGUGAAGGAGGCGCCAAUGUUUUCACUGUUUCCUACUUUAAAACCAGCGCCUACCUGGCACAGUCACCCCAGCUGUACAAGCAGAUGUGCAUUUGUGCUGACUUUGAGAAAGUCUUCUGCAUUGGGCCAGUAUUCCGUGCUGAAGACUCAAACACCCAUCGGCACCUGACCGAGUUUGUUGGUCUGGAUAUAGAAAUGGCAUUUAAUUAUCACUACCAUGAGGUCGUGGAUGAGAUCGCAGACACCAUGGUCCAGAUUUUCAAAGGGCUACAAGAAAGGUUCCAGACAGAGAUUCAGACAGUGUGCAAACAGUUCCCAUGUGAGCCAUUCAAAUUCCUUGAGCCGACCCUGCGUCUGGAGUACACUGAAGGUGUUGCCAUGCUGCGGGAAGCAGGUGUGGAGAUGGGAGAUGAAGAAGAUCUCAGCACGCCAAAUGAGAAGCUUCUGGGGCGCCUGGUGAAAGAGAAGUAUGACACUGAUUUCUACAUCCUGGAUAAGUACCCGCUGGCUGUCCGACCCUUCUACACCAUGCCCGAUCCACAGAACCCUAAAUACUCCAACUCAUAUGAUAUGUUUAUGAGAGGAGAGGAGAUCUUGUCGGGAGCCCAGAGAGUCCAUGAUCCUCAGCUGCUCACUGAAAGGGCCACACACCAUGGGAUUGACUUGGAAAAAAUUAAGGCUUAUAUAGACUCUUUCCGUUUUGGAGCUCCUCCUCACGCCGGCGGUGGCAUAGGUUUGGAACGCGUAACCAUGCUGUACUUGGGACUGCACAAUGUCCGUCAGACGUCCAUGUUCCCUCGUGACCCUAAGAGACUGACCCCAUAAGAGUCCUUCGGGCCAUGUUAAAAGUCGGAUGCUACCAGCCAGCACUUGAAAAAGAAAUAUGCACUCUCCAUUGCCUUAUAGUGCCACACAACUAAGGACACUGUAUUGUCUCAUAACAUCACCCCUAGCAGCAGAGUUGAACCUGUUUCCACAUUAAAUCUAAUGAUAGUUUUUUUUAUAAAGUGGCAUUUAAUAGGUUACAUUUGUAAUCCCUGUUUUACAGUUUGGCUGCCAUUUAAUAACAAUGAUAACACUGUGAUUGACUAAGUGGAAGCAAAGAAUGCUGGGAGAGUGUGUCCUGGUGUAGUAAGGUACUAAAUAAAGGUUAGUCUUCUACUAUA
Messenger RNA from Xenopus laevis (African clawed frog), 2094 nucleotides. RefSeq names its product aspartyl-tRNA synthetase 1 L homeolog (gene dars1.L). Lineage: Eukaryota; Metazoa; Chordata; Amphibia; Anura; Pipidae. Gene Ontology annotation, molecular function: nucleic acid binding; ATP binding; aspartate-tRNA ligase activity. Bases 152 to 1753 code for a protein of 533 amino acids. Gene Ontology annotation, biological process: aspartyl-tRNA aminoacylation; tRNA aminoacylation for protein translation. The record is from RefSeq and is a predicted model, not a curated record. Gene Ontology annotation, cellular component: cytosol; cytoplasm; aminoacyl-tRNA synthetase multienzyme complex. The transcript is spliced from 18 exons.